Suillus fuscotomentosus is the source of this 255-nucleotide messenger RNA. RefSeq lists its product as uncharacterized. NCBI's taxonomy places the organism in Eukaryota, Fungi, Basidiomycota, Agaricomycetes, Boletales, Suillaceae. The transcript has a single exon. The annotation marks the transcript as partial. The record is from RefSeq and is a predicted model, not a curated record.
GAGGGUGAAACUUACAAAGUCUUGAAGAACGCCAAUGUUCGCAAUAUCGCAACAUGCAUCACAUGUCAUGAUGUACCAUCUCUCCCUCAGCAGCGCACACAGACUUUCAAGUUUGUGAACACUUCAUGGGUGUGUACUCAUCAAGCACUCACUCCACAUAUACAUUACCAUUUGGUUUUCAAUCUUGUGGGCAAGCUGUUGCUACACUUCAAGAGCUCUCAUCAAGUUGUCUAUGCUGUUCAUGAUGCACUGAUU